AUGGCGAGGCGGUACAGUGACUCGAAUCCUGAGGAAGAUCGCUCCAAGAGGCAUGCGUCGCCUGAACCAAGGCUUACAAGCAGUGAAGCGGCUGACGAGUAUUCACCUCUGAUUCGAAAGAAGUCAGCUAGUGACCAGGCACCGAAUGGCACGGAGGAUAUCGAUGUCGGUGACAUUCUGCCUGAGGAUGAGACCUCCACGCGGAUGCUGAUCUUGCAUGAGUUCUGGGUCUUGUUUCGUGGAAGCAUCCCUGUGAUCAUGGCAUAUACUUUGCAGAACUCAUUGCAGACAGUAUCGAUCCUCAUUGUUGGUCGAGCGUCGCCACAAGACCUAUCAACGGCCGCCUUCUCUUACAUGUUUGCUAUGUGCUCAGGGUGGUUGAUUGGUAUGGGUGGUAGUACCGCCCUCGAUACUUUGGCAUCGUCGACAUUUACUGGCUCCAAGAACAAGCACGAUUUGGGUAUUCUUCUACAGCGAUCUUUUCUUGUCCUUGGCUUGUUCUACGUUCCUGUCGCUGUGUUAUGGACUGUUUCGGAACACCUGUUCCGACUGCUCGGUCAACCUGAACAGCUCUGCAAGGACAGUGCUAAAUUCCUGACUUGUUUGAUCCCUGGUGGGCUUGGGUACAUCGCCUUCGAAACCAUGAAGAAAUAUCUGCAGGCACAAGAGAUUAUGAGACCUGGUACCUACGUGCUCUUGAUUACUUCGCCUAUCAGUGCAGCUCUCAACUAUCUCUUUGUCUAUACCCUUGGUUGGGGAGUUUUCGCUGCUCCAUUCGCGACCGGUAUAGGCUACUGGCUUUCGUUCUUGGGUCUUGUUUUGUAUGCCAGAUUCGUUGCUGGCGGCGAGUGCUGGGGCGGUUUCAGCAGGCGAGCUUUACAGAAUCUGGGUACUUUUGCAAAGCUAGCAGCCUUGGGCGUCGUUCACGUGGGCACGGAGUGGUGGGCCUUCGAGAUUGUUGCACUAGCUGCUGGACGCCUUGGUGAAGUCGAUCUUGCGUCGCAAAGUGUGAUCAUGACUGCCGACCAGGUUUUAAACACUAUUCCCUUUGGCAUUGGGGUGGCAGCAAGCGCUAGAGUGGGGAAUAUGCUUGGUCUUCGCAACGGUAAGGGUGCCGCGCGAUCUGCUAAUACUGCGGCUUGGCUGAGUAUGCUCAUGGGGGGUGUUGUCCUCGCCAUCCUGUUGGCCACAAAGAAUGUGUUCGCUAAAAUCUUCAAUGAUGACGAGGCUGUGGUCAAGCUUACUGCUGAAGUUUUGCCAUACGUCGCGCUGUUCCAGGUUGCGGAUGGCUUGAAUGGUUCUUGUGGUGGGUCAUUACGUGGUAUGGGGAGGCAGCAUAUAGCCUUCCACGGCUGGCGACUCGCAGGCCUCUGGCUUGGUCAGUGUAUCGCUCUCUACCUAGUGGGCUUCUUAGAAUGGGCAAUUGUUGCAUUCAGCAAUUGGGAUCACCAGAUCAAAAGGGCAUUUGACAGGAUGGAUAACGAUGAGCUCGUAGAGACUGGGAACGCUUCGUCCACAACGUAG
Lithohypha guttulata is the source of this 1524-nucleotide messenger RNA. It is a transcript of the gene ERC1, whose product is annotated as ethionine resistance protein. Gene Ontology annotation, cellular component: membrane. The coding region runs from base 1 to 1524 and encodes 507 amino acids. Gene Ontology annotation, biological process: xenobiotic detoxification by transmembrane export across the plasma membrane. Lineage: Eukaryota; Fungi; Ascomycota; Eurotiomycetes; Chaetothyriales; Trichomeriaceae. The transcript has 2 exons. Gene Ontology annotation, molecular function: antiporter activity; xenobiotic transmembrane transporter activity. The record is from RefSeq and is a predicted model, not a curated record.